AUGUAUUUGAAUCACUAGAGAGGUAGAGAGACAAAACCCUUUUUUUCCUCUUCCCCGAAGCAAAACCCUUCCUUCUCCUUGGCGGCUGCGGCCAAAUUUUUUACCCCCUUUUCUUCUUCCCUCUCUUCCUCUUCCUCUUCCUCUUUCUAUCUCUUAAACCCUAGAUUCGAUCUGGGUUUUUCUGAUUCCGUUUAGGGUUUCUCUAUCUUCUUUUUCUUCUUCUCUUUUAUCUUUUUUUGGUCGCAUCGCCCCCUCUAUCCGAGAAGGAUCUAUCCAAUCUUCGUUUGUCGAAUCUCCUAUCAUGGCUACCGUUGCUCCCCCUGCUGAUCAAGCUGCAGAUCUGUUGCAGAAACUAUCUUUGGACUCGCAAGCAAAAGCUUCGGAGAUCCCUGAGCCAAACAAAAAGACUGCCGUCUACCAGUACGGAGGCGUGGAUGCUCAUGGUCAAGUUCCUUCUUAUGAUCGAUCCUUGACACCGUUGCUUCCCAGUGAUGCCGCGGACCCUUCUGUUUGCUAUCUUCCUAAUCCCUACACUCCCUAUUAUUAUAAUGUUUCAGCAUAUGGGAGUGGUCAGGAGUGGACAGACUACGCAGCUUACACAAAUUCGGAGGGUGUUGAUAUGAAUUCCGGAAUUUAUGGAGAGAAUGGAACUGUUGUGUAUCCUCCGGGUUACACGUAUGCAACAUAUCCUUACUCGCCAGCUACAAGCCCUGCUCCACAGGUUGGCGGAGAUGGGCAGUUGUAUGGUGCUCAGCAGUAUCAAUAUCCUGCCUAUUUUCCAAACAGUGGACCCUUUGCUUCAUCUGUGGCUACUCCUACCCAGGGGGAUCUUUCCGCAAACAAAGCUGCUGGUGUGAAGACACUACCUGCGGAUAGCACUAAUGUUGCUUCUGCUACUGGUAUCACAAAAGGAAGUAAUGGAUCAGCUCCAGUGAAACCAACUAACCAGACCGCACUUAACACCUCAAGUAAUUUGUAUGGAAUGGGUGCUCCAGGAGGAGGUUUUGCUACUGGUUAUCAGCAGGAUCCCAGGUUUAACUAUGAUGCGUAUUAUGCUCCUGUGCCGUGGCACGAUGGCUCUAAGUACUCAGAUGUGCAAAGACCUGUGUCUGGUAGUGGAAUUGCGUCCUCCUAUUCCAAGUCUAGCACUGUACCUUCAUCGAGGAACCAAAACUACCGCUCAAAUUCUCAUUACGCGAGUGUGCACCAGCAUGCAUCUGUGACGGGAUAUGGUACAAGUCAGGCAUACUACAACAGGAUGUAUUCAAACAAGGUGUAUGGUCAGUAUGGUAGCACCGGGAGGUCUGGUAUGGGUUAUGGUUCUUCAGGGUAUGAUUCAAGAACAAAUGGAAGAGGUUGGGUGACCACAGACAACAAAUACAGAAGCUGGGGAAGGGGUAACAGUUACUUCUAUGGAAAUGAGAACAAUGUAGAUGGUUUGAAUGAACUUAACAGAGGACCUAGAGCUAAGGGUACAAAGAACCAGAAGGGAAAUUUAGAAGAUAGCUUAGAGGUUAAGGAGCAGACUGGAGAACCAAAUGUAACAGAGAUUGGGGAGGCUGAUAGCACAUGUGUUGUUCCUGACAGAGAACAGUACAACAAAGAAGAUUUCCCAGUGGAUUAUGGAAAUGCCAUGUUCUUUAUCAUCAAGUCGUACAGUGAAGAUGAUGUGCACAAGAGCAUUAAAUAUAAUGUUUGGGCUAGCACACCAAAUGGAAACAAGAAGCUUGCUGCAGCAUACCAGGAAGCUCAGCAGAAACCUGGCGGCUGUCCCAUCUUUCUCUUUUUCUCGGUUAAUGCAAGUGGACAAUUUGUUGGUCUUGCUGAAAUGACAGGACCAGUAGAUUUCAAUACGAAUGUGGAGUACUGGCAGCAAGAUAAGUGGACUGGCUCUUUCCCCCUCAAGUGGCAUAUUGUGAAGGAUGUUCCAAACAGUUUGCUAAAACAUAUCACCCUUGAGAACAAUGAGAACAAACCAGUUACCAACAGCAGAGACACACAAGAGGUUAAAUUGGAGCAAGGUUUGAAGAUUGUGAAAAUUUUCAAGGAGCAUUGCAGUAAGACUUGCAUUUUGGAUGAUUUCUCAUUCUACGAGGUUCGACAGAAGACUAUUCUGGAGAAGAAAGCCAAGCAGCAGCAAACCCAGAAACAGGUAAGCGAGGAGAAGACAACUGAAGAAAAAAAGGAAUCUGCAACUGCGGAUUCAGCAAGUAAAGAUUCUCCUUCAGCAGUUCAAACUACUGGUGAUGUCAAGGUUGCUGAGAAUGGGUCUGUAACUAAACCAGUCCCAGUCGAUGUGGUGGCAAAUGGUUGCUAGCUCAGAGGACGUUGCUCACGGCUAGAGCUUAAAAAGGACAAGAGAGAGAGGAUAUGAACAAUCGCGUUUACAGAUUCUCUUAAGAAAGACUGCCGUGAGCCUUGAAGCAGCAUGGAAGGGGAGCCUCUAGUACCUGAGAUGAUCCGUUUCUUUGCGCUUAGAAGUUUUAAAUCCCAGUUUUCUUUUCUUCAAUCAUUUCUUUGUUUCCAUUUUCCUUUUCUAUAAAUCUCAGUGUCGUUACAAGUUUAUGUUGGUUUUUUUUUUUUUUCAUUUUCUGGUGAUCCCUACCCUGUAAAAAUGCGUAUAGGAGGACCUACUAAGUCGUGGGAAGAAUUAGAGAGAAAAAGGUGAGAUAAAAAGCAGGGUGGGAUUUUGUUUUUGAUUUCUGUUGGAUUUUUUUAGGCAGAGUUUAUUUCCUUUUUCUUUUCUUUUGUUUCUUGGUUUGGCUUCAGACUUAACUCUGUUUGAUGAGUUCUUUAGAAUCUGAGGAGAUGGUCUUGGCCUCAUUUCCUU
This is a messenger RNA of Capsella rubella, 2830 nucleotides long. RefSeq lists its product as uncharacterized. Lineage: Eukaryota; Viridiplantae; Streptophyta; Magnoliopsida; Brassicales; Brassicaceae. Bases 302 to 2317 code for a protein of 671 amino acids. Gene Ontology annotation, biological process: mRNA destabilization. Gene Ontology annotation, molecular function: mRNA binding. The transcript is spliced from 9 exons. Gene Ontology annotation, cellular component: cytoplasm. The record is from RefSeq and is a predicted model, not a curated record.